AUGUUGGGUCGGAACCAACAAUUUAAUCAACCUUGUGAUUAUUUGAAAGAAAUAUGUAGAGAUUGUGAAGUAAAUGGCAAUCUGAAUAUAGAGAAAAGGACUAUUCAUAUUAUUGGGGGGAAAAAGCGAGACGUUAAUGAGGCUUUCAAAAGAUUGAAAGUAUUGGAAAAACUUCGACCGAGUUUCAAAGCACAAGAAAUACCUUUGUUUAUGUACCAUGCCUCUAUUGCGAAAGAUGCAUAUAUAAUUAUUCCUGUCGUCAGAAAUCCCAAUACUCAAAAAUGGACUCUCCCAAAAUAUGUUGAACCAGAGCAAAAUAGAUCCGCAACUAUGGUGAAUAACAAUGUAAAUAGUAAUGCACCUCCUCGUGGUCGUCCAAUCACGAGAAAUCCACCAACUGAGCAAAAAUAUGAUUGGCCUGAAGUCCAACAGGUCCCCGCUGACAUUCCAUGGAGUAGUUCUAAUGCAUUCGAUACUUCUUCAACUAAAGAUUUUCCGACUCUUUCUCCUUCGUUUGUGGGGUCGAAAUCCGCUGCAUCCACAACAUCUACAUCUACUCAUUCUUUAUCACCUUCAAGAAGAGAAUUUUUGAUUAACACAGAAACACAGACAUUUAGUUCUAAUGCUAGUCUAUUUGAUGGUACAAAACCACGUCUUACCGAUGAAGAAAAAUUGGCUCGUAAGGAGGCCAAGAAACAGAGAAUAAUUGAUAGACGGAGACAACGUUCUCAAUAUGGAACAUCUACAGAUAAUGCUGCACAAGUUACUGAUGUGUUUUCGUCUAUGUCAAAUCCUUCAGAUUGGGUUACACCUCAAGAUAAUAAUGCAACCACAUUAGAAGCACGGGUUUGGAGUGAUAAAGCUGCUGGAAAAAAAGUUGAUGAAAAAGGCGGAAUUAAUAUCGUUAUGAGGGAUGUUAUUCUUGAAAAAAGCCCCAAUAACAGUAAUUCUUCUGUCAAUGGAAAUAACGUGCCUGGAACACCUGGAAAGAUCCUUGGAUAUGUUCGUUCACAAAGAGAAGAGAUUCGAUUAUUUGGAAG
Molecule: messenger RNA, 1040 nt
Organism: Scutellospora calospora
Lineage: Eukaryota; Fungi; Glomeromycota; Glomeromycetes; Diversisporales; Gigasporaceae
Source: the annotation of a GenBank genome assembly